GCAACGUGUCUCCCUGGUGGUUUGGUGGACACUUGUUGAUCUUCUCUGGCGAGGAGAAUGGAACCGCAGGGAGUGUUUUGUUUGCCUAUGACCACGACAGCGACUGCAUCAUCCCCGGCUGUGAAUGGCGCAGCAUCUAUAGUGCUCAGGUCAUCAACUCCAACUGGGAGUUUUCCAAGGCGCUGACACUUCGGUCUCCCGGACUCUGGUUACUGCCCUUGGCUGCAUGGCACUUUCCCAAACGCUGGCACUGCGUCGUGUUGCCGUUGGCUUUCGUGGCCAUUGCGCUUGCUUCUGGCAACGCGGCAUCUGCGGCCGGCAGUUAUGAAGCCUUGAUCAGCGUGGUAAAGCAUAACCCAGACAUGAACAUUCCUCACAUAGGAGAAGCGCGUGCAGAGAUUGAAGUGCUUGAAAGUGGUCGCAUGAGGGGUCGCAUGAGGACCUGGUUCACCACGCAUUUCGUGAAUAUUUUGCUGGGCGGAACCGUUGAAUCCGCGGAAGCCUUCGGCAAUCAAGUGCCAAUGUUCUACCAGACUUUCGGGCAUCUCUACCAAGAUGCCUCUGGAAACAACUUUUCUCUGCCAAAUGACGCGCUGCUGGGGUAUGCUAUACCUGGAAAUUUGGAGCAUAUGUAUCCUACCUUUGAUGGUGGUUGUCACCCGCAAGAAGAGAACGGGCUGCUCAUCGCCUACAGUGUCGGAGAAGAUUUCUUGGUCCCAGUGAUUUGUUUGAGAUAUGCCUCUGGAGGUUUGAUCUUGAAAGCGUUGCAGGACAAUGACCUGGUCUCGACCCUCCACACCUGGCGCGCCUCCAGCGACUGCACAACAGGACCCACUGGAGGAACGGCGGCAGAGGACUUUCCGCACGUGGAAUACAAGUUGGCCCCAAGCUGCAGCCCCUGGGAUCUUGGAGCUCCGUCGGCCUGUCCCCAGCUGGCGCCGGUGGAAUGCGCUGCGGUAGGCUUCAGCUGGUCCUGCUUCGCUGCCGUGAUCGUUCUUGCGCUGAUUUGGUGA
Molecule: messenger RNA, 1013 nt
Organism: Cladocopium goreaui
Lineage: Eukaryota; Dinophyceae; Suessiales; Symbiodiniaceae
Source: the annotation of a GenBank genome assembly